AUGUCUCCAGCUGCUUCCCAUCCUAUCGCGAAAACCUCAUUCGAGGAUCGAGCCUCGAAAACAAAACAUCCUUUAACCGCCUACCUACUCCGGCUCAUGACCCUCAAACAAUCUAAUCUAUGCGUCAGCGCCGAUGUCUCUACAGCCGGUGAACUUCUCCGAUUAGCAAAUGCCGUCGGUCCAUCCAUCGUCGUGCUAAAGACGCAUUAUGAUCUCAUCAACAACUGGGACUACAGCCCAACGACGGGCACGGGAGCGCGCCUCAACCGGCUCGCGCGUCGUCAUGGAUUCCUCAUAUUCGAAGAUCGGAAAUUCGGUGACAUUGGAAAUACCGUGCAAUUACAAUAUACCGAGGGCACUGCCAAGAUCAUCGAGUGGUCGCAUAUCACCAAUGUUAACAUGAUACCUGGGAAAGCCAGCGUGGAUUCCUUGGCCGAAGCAGCCGCAAGAUGGAGAGAACGCAAACGUUAUGAAGUCAAGACGAAUAUAUCAGUGGGGACUCCGCGACCCGAAAGCAUUGAAGGCGACGAGGAUCAAAUCACCACUCCUAUAAGUCUUAAUAACACUUGCCAUGAAAUUCCAGAUGGUUCCCAUGGAUUAGAAGCACACAAUGAGGCGAAUAUUGGACGCAAAGCUAGUAUCGUUUCUAUUACCACCGUGUCGCAACAUUUCGAACCGGCCGAUUCGCCACGCUCGCGCAUUGAUUUUGAUAUUGAGGAAGAAGCGUAUCCUGGAAUUGAUGAAGCGCCAUUGGAAAGAGGUCUUCUGAUAUUAGCACAAAUGAGUAGCGCGGGAAACUUCAUGACGAGAGAUUAUACCAAUGCGUGUGUGGAGAGUGCGAGGGAGCAUAAACAAUAUGUCAUGGGAUUUAUUUCGCAAGAAACAUUAAAUACAGAAGCGGAUGAUGAUUUUAUUAGCAUGACUCCAGGAUGUCAAUUACCGCCUGAGAAUGAUGAGGAAGCAGAGUUAGAGGGUGAUGGAAAGGGACAACAGUAUAAUACUCCUGGAAAGUUGGUAGGUUUAGGUUGUGAUAUUGUUAUUGUGGGAAGAGGUAUCAUUCGUGCGGGAGACCCAGAGUGGGAAGCGGAGAGAUACAGGAGGAAGGCUUGGGAAGCAUACCAGGAGAGAAUUAAAGCUUAG
Molecule: messenger RNA, 1140 nt
Organism: Sclerotinia sclerotiorum 1980 UF-70
Lineage: Eukaryota; Fungi; Ascomycota; Leotiomycetes; Helotiales; Sclerotiniaceae
Exons: 1
Coding region: 1-1140 (379 amino acids)
Biological process (GO): 'de novo' UMP biosynthetic process; 'de novo' pyrimidine nucleobase biosynthetic process
Cellular component (GO): cytosol
Molecular function (GO): orotidine-5'-phosphate decarboxylase activity
Source: RefSeq, a predicted model, not a curated record